Trachemys scripta elegans is the source of this 1614-nucleotide messenger RNA. RefSeq names its product claudin 4 (gene CLDN4). Gene Ontology annotation, biological process: bicellular tight junction assembly; cell adhesion. Lineage: Eukaryota; Metazoa; Chordata; Testudines; Emydidae. The transcript has a single exon. The record is from RefSeq and is a predicted model, not a curated record. Gene Ontology annotation, molecular function: structural molecule activity. Gene Ontology annotation, cellular component: plasma membrane; bicellular tight junction. The coding region runs from base 472 to 1101 and encodes 209 amino acids.
AUCAGUACUAAAGUUUGAGAACCAUUGACUUAGACCCUCUCUGCAAGCUUCCUCCCCUCCACCUGCAGAGCCUGCUUCCCCCCCCCCGCCCAUUCCCUGGGGGGCUCUUUCCAGAUGGAACUUUAGCAAAGAUGGGGAAAACCCUAAAUUAGGACAAAUGGUGGGAGGUGUAAGGCAGCCCAGCUGUGCGCCCCUGGGAGCAGCCUCCAUGGCAGGGUGUGAGAGCUGGUCCCUCUGUAAUCUGUCCUGGAGCAUCACUGCUGUGGUGAGAAUGCAGAGCCCAGGAAUCUUGGGGAACUGGUUUUACACAUUCUGUCUGUGCAAAGUGGAUGGAGCAAGGGGGAUGAAACUCCACCCACUGCAGAGGCAUAUAACUUCUCCGAAUGGUCCAGCCGUGGAGCAUUGCACCUCCGCUUCCAGGGACACCAGUCAGCUCUGUCUGGGCUUGUGCAAGGCAGAGAGCAGGGAGUGAUGGCUUCUAUGGGGCUUCAGGUGCUGGGCAUUGCCCUCUCUGUCAUUGGCUGGCUGGGCACCAUCCUGUGCUGUGGGCUCCCCAUGUGGAGGGUGACGGCCUUCAUCGGGAACAACAUUGUGGUGGCUCAGAUCAUCUGGGAGGGGCUGUGGAUGAACUGCGUGGUGCAGAGCACGGGCCAGAUGCAGUGCAAGGUCUACGACUCCAUGCUGGCGCUGCCCCAGGACCUGCAGGCGGCUCGUGCCUUGGUGGUGAUCGCCAUCGUGCUGGCCGUGCUCGGCCUCCUCCUGGCCAUCAUUGGAGGGAAAUGCACCAACUGUGUGGAGGACGCUUCUGCCAAAGCCAAAGUCAUGAUCGUCUCUGGAAUCAUCUUCAUCAUUGCUGGCAUCAUGAUCCUCAUUCCCGUCUCCUGGUCAGCCAACAACAUCAUCCGGGAUUUCUACAACCCUAUGGUCACCGAGGCGCAGAAGAGAGAGCUGGGGGCCUCCCUGUACAUCGGCUGGGCGGCAUCUGCUCUCCUGCUCAUCGGGGGGGCCCUUCUCUGCUGCAGCUGCCCCCCCCGGAAUGAGAAACCCUACUCUGCCAAGUACACGGCUGCUCGCUCGGUGCCGGCCAGUAACUACGUCUAGGGACUGUGUGUGCUCUGUGCCUCCCCCACCCUGGGGGCCACCCCGCCCACCCCAACAAGACAAUCAAGGAGCUGCCAUCCUGUCCAGAUCCCGCCCACUGCUCUGCUUGUACCUUGUGCUUCUGCCUGAGCCCAGCUCUCCCCCCUGUGGCCCUGGACCUGAUGGCUGAACACAGACAGAAGCUGGCAAGGAGCUUCCCUAAGGAGAAGACUGUGGCCUUUUCGUGAGCGGGGCCCUUUGCAGAGCGGCUCGGCCUCCUGAGAGCAGAAGCUCCCGGUGCCAGGGCUGGCUGGCUGCUCAGACACGCCCUCAGCAGAUCCCUGGCUGACAGGUGCACAGGCCCCAGUGCUAAGAAUCUGCCACUGCAGCUUGUUUGUGCCAGUGCCAGAGAGCUCCUGGCAUUCCCCAAGGUCACCGAGCGAAGCCAGCCUGGGCUUGGACCUGGCUGCCAGUCGGGCUCUGCUGGGCAUCUCCCCAAGGCCUGGCUAGCUCCGGCAUUGUCAGCCAGCCCCC